Messenger RNA from Hypoxylon fragiforme, 4324 nucleotides. RefSeq names its product PAB-dependent poly(A)-specific ribonuclease subunit PAN2. Gene Ontology annotation, biological process: mRNA processing; nuclear-transcribed mRNA poly(A) tail shortening. Gene Ontology annotation, cellular component: P-body; PAN complex. The record is from RefSeq and is a predicted model, not a curated record. The transcript has 12 exons. Gene Ontology annotation, molecular function: nucleic acid binding; protein binding; poly(A)-specific ribonuclease activity. NCBI's taxonomy places the organism in Eukaryota, Fungi, Ascomycota, Sordariomycetes, Xylariales, Hypoxylaceae. Bases 223 to 3666 code for a protein of 1147 amino acids.
CCGAGGCUUUCAACUUUCAACCCUCUUCAACUUUAGUACAUAAUAUACUAGGUAUAGUACUAGCUACUACCAAGACAUAUUACAUAUCUCAACUCUUUUCCUUUAUCUUCGUUUUUACCACAUGUAGAUAUUUCAUAAAGUCGCGACGGGAUUUGAAUUUCCUAUCGUUGAGGGCCAAUAUUGCUUCAAUUGCUUUAGCUCGACCAUGCUAAACCCGCCAAUAUGGAUGGAGAUUGGGACGAGGUUGCGCGCAUACCCUUCCCACCACCGGGUCUCCGGGCCAUGUCCACGCCUGUCACUGUCUUAGCUUUCGAUACGAGUCAAGAGCUCUUAUGGACAGGUAACGAAUAUGGCCGCGUGUCGUCAUUCUAUGGCACGAAACUCCAGCCGUACACAUCCUUCAAGGCGCAUACCUCCCAAGAUGGCCCCGUUCGCCAGAUACUCUUCAACGACAAGGGCGUCAUCGCAAUUGGUUCUCGUGGGGUCCAUAUGGCAUUGAGGAGGGGGCCGCCUUUAUGGUCAAUUAGACACGAAGACAUGCAAGAGCUACGAUGUAUGAGUUUCACGUCUAAGGGUACCGCCGAGAUACUCGUAGCUGGCGAACAGGACAAGAUGUUCAUCAUCGACACGAAUAAAGGCGAGAUUACUAAAACGCUACCGACGGAACAUAAAUAUACAAUUAUGCGGAGAAGUAGGUAUAUCUGCGCAGCCACGCCGACAGGGGCUGUCCAUAUUAUCGACUCUUUAACUUUCCAGGUUAUCAAGAUCUGGAAUGCUCAUACGGCUGCUAUCAACGACAUGGAUGCGCAGCACGACUUUAUAGUUACUUGCGGAUAUUCCAUUAGGCACGGAGGCAAUUAUAUGCCAGAUCCAUUCGUAAACGUAUUCGAUCUGAAGAAUAUGGGUUCCAUGUCGCCCAUCCCGUUCCCGGCGGGUGCUGCCUAUGUAAGAAUGCACCCGCGCAUGUCUACGACCAGUAUCGUUAUGUCACAGAUCGGUCAGAUGCACGUGGUCGAUCUUAUGAAUCCCAACACUAGCAAUGUACGCCAAGCAAACAGUCUAUCCUACUUUUCAAUGAUAGAGAUCGCCUCCUCAGGUGAGGCGAUUGCGCUUGCGGAUGGGGAUUGCUUCAUUCAUCUUUGGGGCUCGCCCAACAAGGUCCAUUUCGCCGAGUUUCCUACACCAAUAGAGACAGCCGAUUCCGGAACAGCACCUCGGAUUGACUUCGAUGAUCACGAUACACCAUUGAGCUCUGUCGGUAUGCCAUACUAUAGAGAAGUAUUGCUAUCGGCAUGGCCGAGUAACAUGGUGACGGAGGUCGGAGCCCCACCAGUCAAAAUUGACCAGCAGUUCUUAGCGACUCUGCAAGAAAGAGACUGGGGAUAUUUUGGCAAGAACACUCGCCCUUUGCGACGGAAUCAGGUUGAGGACACGCGGAACAACGAGAGUCCUCAGAGCUCCCUAAAACCACCCAAGUUCUUGAGCGAGAAGGCGAGAGAAGCAGCCAAGUCUCCCGCGGGAACUCCAGCACCAGAAGAAGUUAUACCGGAAAUUCCCCAAGUCCUACAGGACGCCAAGCUCGAGAGUCUGAAGAUCGAGGUGCCUGACUUAUAUCAAAAUAUCGAAAUAAAGUACAGUAAAUUCGGAAUCGAUGAUUUCGAUUUUGGUUAUUUCAACAAGACACAGUAUUCUGGGCUGCAAAAUCACAUUGUCAACGCGUACGCAAAUCCACUAUUACAGAUGAUGCACUAUACGCCACUUGUUCGGAAUAUUGCUCUCCAGCACGCUGCAACAGCAUGCGUCGAUGAAUUAUGUCUCCUUUGCGAAUUGGGAUUUCUCUUCGACAUGCUCUAUAAAGCAGAAGGGGAGGCUUGCCAAGCAUCCAAUUUCACAAAGACUCUUAGCUAUCACCCCGAAGCGGGAAAACUUGGUUUAUUGGAAGAGGAGCCUCACUCGUCUCGGACGGUAAUGCUUCAACAGCUUACAAGAUUCCUUCUUAGGCAGAUGGCUCAGAACUAUAGCUCGAUGAUUCAAAAUCUUCAACCCUACUCCCCAGAAACACCCCAUCCUAGGAGCUUCGAAGAGCUCUUCCAAACCUCUGCAACGAGCUCCAUACGGUGCAUGAACUGCAGAAGUGAAACUACAAAGCCCGACCAUACUAUGGUGAAUGAGUUGAUGUAUCCACAGGUUAAACCUGGUCACCGAAACCCGAGGGUACGGGGCACAACAUUUUGCCAGGUCUUGAAGAUGAGUGUAGAAAGAGAAACUACCAAUAAGGGGUGGUGUAAUAACUGCCAUCGCUACCAAACUCUCGCAACCCGAAAGACCAUACAUCGCGUCCCCAGUGUGCUCAUGCUUGCCACUGCAAUCACCAGUAACGACCAUCGGCGACUUUGGGCUACCCCUGGAUGGCUUCCGGAAGAGAUCGGAGUUAUAGUAGACAACGGGCAAUUCUUUUGCUUUGAAGGGGAAGACUUAAAGCUGCAUUUGCAACGGGGAAUCCACAGUAUCACGGUAUAUUCAUUGACUGGGUUAACUGUCAACAUUGAAGGCGGCCAACAGCAGAGGUCACAUCUUGUGGCCAUGGCCAAUAUUGCGCAUUCCGCGCCAAUAGCUCCAAGUCAGAGUCAAUGGUAUCUGUUCAAUGAUUUCCAUGUGAAGCCGAUUCCACCACAAGAGGCUUUGACGUUCAACACAUCCUGGAAGACACCUGCCGUCAUUACGUUCCAGGAAAAAACCGCCAACAACAAGUUGGAUUCUAGUUGGAAGCAGAAUCUUGACUCUAGACUACUUUAUCUAGAUCUCCAAGCUGAUCGAGCCGAUAAAACGUAUCGGACCCUGGAUCGGCAGACUGAGCCAGCAGGUCCCAAUACGAUCGUGGCCAUCGACACGGAAUUUGUGAAAAUUUCUCAGCCAGAGGUGGAGAUGCAUUCGGAUGGCGACUCCAAAAUCAUCCGACCCACCAUGCACGCUUUAGCCAGGACAUCGAUUGUCCGAGGCAGUGGCAUGGACGAAGGACUACCUUUUAUCGAUGACUAUAUCACUAUUAAAGAGAAGGUCGUCGAUUACUUGACUUCAUACUCAGGAAUUACCCCUGAAGACUUGGACAUAAACUUGGCACAGCAAAGGGGGCACAAUCUAGUGCCGCUCAAGAUCGCAUACAAAAAGAUAUGGAUCUUACUAAACCUCGGAUGCAAGUUCCUGGGCCACGGGCUAAAACAGGACUUCCGCGUAAUUAACAUACAUGUGCCGAAGGCGCAGGUCAUCGACACAAGCGACCUCUUCUUCAUCAAAGAGCGACUGCGCAAGCUUAGUUUGCAGUUCCUAGCGCACACACUUCUUAAAGAGGACAUACAACAGAGCACACAUGACUCGAUUGAGGAUGCUAGGACCGCCCUCAAGCUAUAUCGUAAAUAUCAAGAAUUUGAUGAAGCUGGCAUCCUUGACCCUAUGUUACAGGAGAUAUAUGCCAAGGGUGUCGCGUCUAACUUCAAACCGCCGGCCAAGUUGGGCACAGGGGCCAACGUCCCCAGGACGGAUACGCCACCGGUAGACGGGAACGGAGUUGGUGGGCCGACAACACCGGUGCGGAAGUCGGGUAUAAACGGCCCAGGAACGCCGGCAUCUGCGUCAACACCAACUCCGGGGAGGAUGCUAUUCCGAUAAGUUGGCCUAAGGUGGAUAUCACGGAGAGGAUUUCAUGGGCCUACAGUGCGAAUUUUCAAGACGGCAACAUUCAUCAUAGACGUAUGCCGAUUGCCCCUAAAGCCAAACAUAUAACGAGCUCGAGCUUGUUUUUGAAAUUCCGAUGCAGUGCGGGAUCUAGAUCCCAAACGGCCACGUUUUUUAUAGUCUAUGAAUAAUAUAUGAGUCGUGGUUGCGGUAUAGUGAGAUACCUCCUCGAGCGGCUUGGCAAUGAACAUGGGACGAUGAAUGAAGGACGAAAAGCACAUUUUAGGUGAAGGGGGGAUGGGUAGCGAUAGAGAUGAUACAUUAUUUCAAAGCGUUCUUGACAUUUCUUUCCACCCCUGACGUAUAUGUUAGUCAUGUAUCCAUGAAGUAAAGCUAACGGGCAAGGUAAAAAUAAAAGAUAGAUGAGCGGGAACUAAAACGAUAGUCAACUUGACUGCUAUGGGACGUUGGCUCUCGCUUUACAAGUGAGUUUGUGGGCAUGUUGUUAGUUAUGAUCUCUUCUCAUAACUACCUAUGUAGGUAGGAACUCAAUCUUUUACUCUGACUCUCACGCCGGCUGGGGUAAAUCGUGGCUGGCUAUGGCUACGAAUCAUCAUACAGUACUAAUGCUACUUACAUACUAGAGGAAGAC